Messenger RNA from Ostrea edulis (European flat oyster), 663 nucleotides. RefSeq lists its product as uncharacterized. The record is from RefSeq and is a predicted model, not a curated record. The transcript has a single exon. Lineage: Eukaryota; Metazoa; Mollusca; Bivalvia; Ostreida; Ostreidae. The coding region runs from base 1 to 663 and encodes 220 amino acids.
AUGAAGGUCAAUACCAUAUCAGAGGAACCAAUCUCCUUAAAUGGCACAAACAUCGAAGAUGUCACCAACUUCCCAUACCUAGGAAGUAAGAUCACCACUGAUGGGGAUUCAGAGGCAGAUGUACAAGCUCGUAUUUCUAAAGCCACAGGAGCGUAUGCUGCUCUGCGGAACAUCUGGAGGUCAACAAAGUUUAGCACCAACACCAAAAUUAAGAUCUUCAAGAGCAACGUGCUUGGGGUCCUACUAUAUGGUGCUGAAUCUUGGAAAGUAACCAAGUCUAUUUCCAACAAGCUGGAUGUAUUUCAGACCCGAUGUCUCCGCAGAAUAUUGUGCAUCUUCUGGCCUAACACCAUCUCAAAUGACGAACUGUACAAAAGGACAAACACCACUCCUCUAUCCCAGACGACCAGAAAGAGAAAAUGGCUGUGGAUAGGACAUGUAUGCAAAAUGUACCCAAAUUCCAUCCCAAGGGUAGCUUUGAAAUGGUCACCAACUGGCAAGAGAAAGAGAGGAAGACCAAGAGAGACCUGGAGAAGAUCGGUGGAGAAAGAAAUGAAAGAUAACAACUGGAGUUGGGGACAGGUCCAAAAAUGGGCGAAAGACAGACCAACAUGGAAGUCUCUGGUGACGGCCUUAUGUGCUGACAAGCACGAAGAGGACUAA